GAGUUAGAGAAGCGUACACUUCCAUUUUCUUGAUCCACUCGGCGAAGUGAGAGCACGUGUUUGUUCGCCGGCACUUUUCUUUGAAAGACUUAAUUUUAAUAACAAUCUUCGCAAAAAGUAACCGUCACGCGUACACGGUUAUUAAUUGUCUUGUGUAACGUUGUAAUCGAUCCUUAAGUUCUUACAUUUUACAAACUAGUAUCAACAUGAAUCCUGAAAAGCUUAAGAAGCUCCAAGCCCAAGUACGAAUCGGCGGUAAGGGAACACCCCGUCGCAAGAAGAAGGUAGUACAUGCAACUGCUGCUACAGAUGACAAGAAAUUACAAAGUUGUCUAAAGAAAUUAUCAGUUAACACUAUACCUGGUAUAGAAGAAGUUAAUAUGAUAAAGGAUGAUGGCACUGUCGUUCACUUUAAUAAUCCAAAAGCUCAGGCUAGUUUGUCUGCUAAUACAUUUGCAAUUACUGGCCAUGGGGAAAACAAGCAGAUAACCGAAAUGUUGCCUGGUAUAUUGAGUCAACUAGGUCCAGAAGGUUUAACGCAGCUUAAGCGAUUAGCAAGUACAGUGGCCGGUAGCGCAGUUGGCAAAGCAACGCUGGAAGAAGAUGAUGAAGUUCCUGAUUUAGUUGAGAACUUUGACGAAGCUAGCAAAGAAGAGGUCGCACCAAAAAAAGAAGUUGAGGAAAAUGAUAAAGCCUCUGCUGACAAAAAGGAAAUUAUCACAAUCGAGGAAAAGAAAGAAGCACCCUUAGCUACAUCCGAAGCUUAAAUAGUUAUUGUCGAGUGUCGAGGUAAAGCCCUAGAUUUUCUUAUUUUCUAUAGAUGUUUCCCAGGACAGAUUGUUUUAAUUAAAAGUCAAGAAAUGCAAGUUGCAUAAGCAACCAGUAAACGAAGUAUAACUAUACACACACGUUAUAAAUACUUGACAUACACUAUAAUAUUACUAUAUGAGUAAUAGUUGACAAGAAAUAAAACAGAAUAUUACAGAAAUUAAAAUAUUUUUACGAAAGAUAUGUUUCUUACUCUCUUUAUUGGAUCUGUUAAACGUCUAUUUUGUUUCCAAUUAGUCAGUGAAGAAUAUUAUUAUUCCUGAAUUAAAAUAGAAGCGUGAAUAUGCAUAUAUAUACUAAUAUGUUUAAACACAAAUUACAUUCUAUAACAAUGUUGUGAACGUUCAUCUCAGUUGCUCAAGUGUGUUUAAAAGACUAAUGCAAGAUAAAAAAUUUAUAAUAAAAGGCUAUAUAUAUAUUUAUAUACAUAUAAAUAUAUAAAUAUAUAUAUAUUAUAUUGAUGCCUUGAAACAAAGAGCGAAGAUUUUUUUAAAGAAAAGCAUUAUGUUAUUAGCUUUCAUUUUUUGUUACGACUAACUAUAUAUAUAUAUAUAUAUAUAUAUAUAUAUAUAUAUAUGCUGGAAAUGAAGUUAAAGUAAUGGGAAAAUAAAAGAAAAAUAACAUAAUUACACUCGAGAAACAGAGGAUAUGGUUUAUCUAUCUGUAAUAAUGUUAUUCAACAAAGGAAAGUUUAUAUAGAUUAUAGAAUGAGGCAAAAAUAGGUGAAAAAUAUUGAAACAUUUCUAUUUUAAUUGAUGAAGUUAUUGACAAUGGCUAAUAACUAGCUACUACUGAGUGAUACCCCAUUGGCAAUGGCUUUCCAGCACAGAGAAAGAAAUGGGGUGUAAUAUUUUGUAAUGUAAUCUAUGGAAUAAAUUCUUUUGCUGGAAAUGCGGUUUUCUACUUAAAAGAAGAAAAAAAAA
Molecule: messenger RNA, 1751 nt
Organism: Polistes dominula (European paper wasp)
Lineage: Eukaryota; Metazoa; Arthropoda; Insecta; Hymenoptera; Vespidae
Gene: bic
Product: bicaudal
Source: RefSeq, a predicted model, not a curated record